Acanthopagrus latus (yellowfin seabream) is the source of this 2749-nucleotide messenger RNA. RefSeq names its product glycerol-3-phosphate acyltransferase 4-like. The transcript has 13 exons. The coding region runs from base 288 to 1592 and encodes 434 amino acids. Gene Ontology annotation, molecular function: glycerol-3-phosphate O-acyltransferase activity. Gene Ontology annotation, biological process: triglyceride biosynthetic process. NCBI's taxonomy places the organism in Eukaryota, Metazoa, Chordata, Actinopteri, Spariformes, Sparidae. The record is from RefSeq and is a predicted model, not a curated record. Gene Ontology annotation, cellular component: endoplasmic reticulum.
AACAACUCUGUCUGUGGCCGCGGCGCGCUGCUAAAGCCCUGUAAAUCCUGCAGCACCGAGUCAGAGAUCCCCGUGCUUCAUCCGGGGCCGUCCAGAUGGAGGAACUACCUCACCGCCUGUCACCUCAAUCCUCCUCCGGCACAGGAGUAGGACGGCGCAGACAAUGAGUCACUCCUGAUGUACAUUUCACCGUCAGCUUCAGGGACGGCGACUUCAGACGGAUCAGUAGACUGCUGGUUUCGUUGUGGUGUACAGUCUCUUUGCCGUCUCUUCCUCUGCUGAGCAGCAUGACUUGGUUACAUUUUCUUAGCAUCUCCAUCACUGUGUGGUUGACCCUUCUGUUCGCCUUCACAAUUGUGCCGGCUGUACUCGGAGUGUCUAUUGGUAUUCGCAGACUCUACUUGAGGACACUUCUCAAGAUAUUUGAGUGGGCAACGUUACGGAUGGAGAUGGAAGCAAAGGAAAAGAAUCAGCAACUCUAUAAACCUUAUAGCAGUGGAAUCAUAGUCAAAGAACCACCAUUGUCUCUGCAGCAGGGGAUCCAGGAGCUCCGGGGUUCUGCCAGCUGUCUGCACUCAGAGCCCGAGUUUGAGAUCGCUGACAUCUUCUACUUCUGCCGCAGAGGUGUGGAGAGCAUCGUGGAUGACGAGGUGACUAAGCGCUUUUCCGCCCAGGAACUGGAGACCUGGAACUUACUGACUCGAAGCCACUACAACUUCCGUCAUAUAAGUCUGAGGCUCACUGUCCUCUGGGGCCUGGGAGUCCUCAUCCGCUACGGUAUCCUGCUGCCACUCAGGGUUACCCUUGCAGCCACUGGCAUUACUCUGAUUAUAGUCCUGACUACACUGGUGGGCUUUUUACCAAGUAGAGAGUUAAGGUUCUUCCUGACUGAGAAGGUUCAUGUGAUGUGUUACCGCAUCUGUGUCAGAUCUCUCACAGCAAUCAUCACCUAUCAUAACAGAGAGAACAAACCAAAGAAUGGCGGUAUCUGUGUGGCCAAUCACACAACACCCAUUGAUGUCAUCAUCUUGGCCAACGAUGGCUGCUACUCCCUGAUCGGCCAGGCUCAUGGAGGGUUGCUGGGAAUGGUCCAGCGAGCCAUGGUCAAGUCCUCUCCUCACAUCUGGUUUGAUAGAUCAGAAGUCAAAGACAGACAUCUAGUGGCAAAAAGGCUCAGUGAUCAUGUUGCUGACAAAACCAAGCAGCCCAUCCUGAUCUUCCCUGAGGGUACUUGCAUCAACAACACAUCAGUGAUGAUGUUCAAAAAGGGCAGCUUUGAAAUUGGCUGCACCGUCUAUCCAGUUGCCAUUAAGUAUGAUCCUCUGUUUGGCGAUGCUUUCUGGAACAGCAGUAAGUUCGGCAUGGUGAAUUAUCUGCUGAGGAUGAUGAGCAGCUGGGCCAUCGUCUGCAGUGUUUGGUACCUGCCGCCAAUGAACAGAGAGCCUGUUCUAUUUCAUUGCCUGUGUGUAGGAAGGGGAGGAUGCAGUGCAGUUUGCCAACAGAGUAAAAGCAGCCAUAGCUGCACAAGGAGGAUUAGUGGAUCUCAUCUGGGAUGGAGGGCUGAAACGAGCAAAAGUGAAAGAUGCCUUUAAGGAAGAGCAGCAGAAACUUUACAGUAAAGUUCUUGUAGGUGAGCAGGAACAGGGGGACAACAAAAGUACAGAGGAGGGAAAUCCAGAGGAGGAUAAAAGCUGUCAUGGUUCAGCAAAUGGACAAUGAUGACACAGUGAAUGUGCAGCGUUUACAUCUCACGCAACGACAGCUAAUGUAACGAUGAAUGUGAAUCUUUAUAAAUAGGAAGUUGAUAAUUACUGUAACUAUGUCAUUUGCAUUUUAUGUUUUGAUAUUUAUGUUUUUGUACUGUAAAAUCUACAUUUAUUAACAUUGUAUAAUGUGAAAUUUGAAAAAAGUUCAAAAUUGGCUAUGCCAUUGUUUGACUGUUGAGUUUGUAAAGAUAAGCAGAUCAUUGGUUUCAUGCCCUGAUUGACUGUCAUUCAGAUUUUUAAAUUCCUCUUUAAAAAAGUAGGUUCUCGUGUGACAUAACUGCCAUAUUAUGUAAAUGUGCCACACUGAGGCUAUAUGAGAGGUAGAAUUUUAAUCAUUUAUUUAAAGGAGACACGUUAUGCUCAUUUUCAGGUCCAUAAUUUUAUUUUGGGUUUCUAAUAGAAUAUUUUAAUAUGCUUUAAUGCUCAAAAACACAUCAGUUUCCUCAUACUGUCCAGAGCUGCAGCUCUGUAUACCCCCUCUGUCUGAAACGCUGUUUUAACUCCUGUCUCUUUAAGGCUUCGAGCUUCUGUUAAUGCAGACUUUUACCUUUUUACACAUGCACAAGAACCUAUAUGUAAAACACUGAAGGAAAGGGGAAAAAAACGGCAUAAUUGGUCCUCUUUGAAAUAUUUUAUCGGUCGAUUGGAACAAAUGGUUUAACUCAAAGGCAAGAAGAGUCUCUAGAGGGCAGAAUGAUUUUUGUUUCCUUAGCUGCAAAAAUGUCUGAUCCUCGUGGCUGAAAGUGUUGUUUUUGUUUUUUCUUCAGACACAAUCAUGGAAGAAUGCAGCCAUGCUUUUGAUUGCAACUGAAUGUUUCAAUGUAGAACUGAAAUUGUGACAACCUUAAUCGUCUGAAAACAAACUUCAUAGACCAAAUGAACAUUUUCUCUACAAAAGUCCUACUGUGACCUUUUUUUGUCUGCCUCUUCUUUAUUGCCAUGUGAGCCUGUUGUAUGUCUGAUUAAAAAUGUUUUUCAAAAAA